Messenger RNA from Colletotrichum godetiae, 804 nucleotides. RefSeq lists its product as uncharacterized. Lineage: Eukaryota; Fungi; Ascomycota; Sordariomycetes; Glomerellales; Glomerellaceae. The record is from RefSeq and is a predicted model, not a curated record. The transcript has a single exon. The coding region runs from base 1 to 804 and encodes 267 amino acids.
AUGCCGACCCUUGAGCAAGUCGAGUAUUCGGAGGAGGCCACCGUCGCCGCCGUGACCGACUUCUAUGCCUUCCUGACCAAGAUGUACCUUCCCGAGUCAGCUGUCGUUCACCCGCCGUCAGGAGGGUGGCCGACGUUGGCCUCUGAUCUACAGGAGCUGGGAAAGUCAGACGAGGUGCUGAGCCUGCUUUCGCACCUCCCGUACAUCCGCCAAGAUGAUCUAGACGACAGCGAGAUACCGCAGGUCACUCCUGGGGGCCGUUGGAUAGACUGGCGCACGUACGGAACCUGGGUACGCGAGGGUGGCAGCGACAUUGACGAGCUUCGCACCAUCACCGAGGGCCCCGCCAUCAUGGACAACGUGCCCGAGCACGUUGUUGGUCUGACAAUGAGCGAGCACCAUGUCUUUUUGAUUGACACGGAGCUCGGCGUAGUCUACUGGCCCGAGUGCCCCGGCCGGCUCCGCGACGGGCCCCGGUGCAUCGAGGACGACCCGUAUGACUACUGCGACGACGAAGACGAUGCCGAGUGGCGUGCCGAUGGCGCCGCUUGGUCUGUCGCCGACUUCUUCAAGGUGCUCAAGGCCGAGUACCGCUUGCUGCGCUGGGUGCCGUGGAACGAGUACGAGGUUUUGGAUUCGGAGAGCACGAUGGCGAGGAAUCCUAUUCCGGCGCUUCAGGAAGUUUUCAGACGUCACGGCUGGCCUAAUUUGCCACAGUAUCGCAAGGAGGAGUGCCUCGAGGAGACGAAGGCGGUCAAGGCUGCAAUGGAACAGGGAGUUGGUGAGGAGGGGGACAGCGCUUAG